AUGGAGCAAGAAUUCUUGUAUAUGGAUUCUCUCCUCUCUUAUAUGUUGCAAGGCGACGCGGACUUGUUUUUGACUCGGCAACGACUAUACUCUCUCCGAUACAUCUCCAUGUCACCACCACGAGAUAGUGUCACCUCCUGA
Molecule: messenger RNA, 141 nt
Organism: Fusarium verticillioides 7600
Lineage: Eukaryota; Fungi; Ascomycota; Sordariomycetes; Hypocreales; Nectriaceae
Exons: 2
Coding region: 1-141 (46 amino acids)
Source: RefSeq, a predicted model, not a curated record